GAUCCGUAUUCUUAAAGUGGCGCCAUCUUAUCGAACAUCGGCUAAAGGUUGUGGCGCCAUCGCUCGAAACGAUGCCGCCAUACCUUUGCUAUUUGAUCUAUUAGAUGGCGCCACUUUUUGAUAUUUAACAAAUUUAAUACAUAUCUAUGAAAGAAUAAGGAUCAAAGUCAAAUGGCGUUUUUCAAGUUUUCUUUGACAAACCACCUCUAUUUCUAAUUAUCUUUGCUAUUAAUCAUAUAAACGGUCAUAUCGCGAUAUAAUUUAAUUACUUUUACUUUAAAUCGCAAGCAAGAAUCGUACUAAAUACUCGACUUAUGGCGAUAUCAUAUAGUCAUAGUACAUAUAAACAUGUAGUAUAAUUAUACUAUGUUUUAUUUCUCAAAUGAAUGUAAAACGAUGUCCUUUGGUUCCUACCUAAAAUCAUAUGAAAAACUCGUACCAUGUAAAUAUAUCUUUAUCGUCGUAGGUACAAUAUUUUUUUUAACAUACAAAAUAUGAUGAAUUUUAAGCCAAAAAUUUCUUGACCAAUUUCAAAAGAUCUUUAGAAUAAAGCAGAAACUAAUUAUACUGAAAGAAACUUAUUUCUACUGUCGGAAAGUUCAUCAAUGUUAAUACGUUACAUAUUAUGUAUAUCGAUAUUAAUAUAUCGAAUCGUAUCGCAUCGAGGUAUAUCUUGCUAUGCGAUUUCCGGCUGUUUAAUAUUGACAAAAAAAAAUAGCUGUAAUGUAAGAAAAUCGAAUGCACAUAUUCACCUUAAAAACUAAGAUUGCAAGAUUUUACGAUAUAAAUGUUUUGUAAAUUCUACAGUCGUAGAAAUAUUUAUUAUUGGACCAUGAAUUCGAAAAAUUAUAUAAUUUAAGUGCCAAAAUUUAAAAAGCUACAUUUUCAUUGUGAUUAAAUAUUCCAUUUAUGUUUCUAAGCAUAUAUUUGUUGUUUUAGUUUAUUUUCAUAUAUGGAUUCUUCAAGUUUAUUUUCAUACUUGUUUUCGCUUUUUGAGAUUUUAUUUUUGAUUCAUAUUUUACCAUGUUCACUGCAAUUAGAUUUAGGGAUAACGUGAUAUGAAUUGUGGGAUAUUUGUAUACGAUGCCCUACUAAUAAAAAAAAAAUUAUAAAUAUAUCUGGGUCAAAAAAAAUUUCGGUGUCUUGUUUCUGACCACUCUGUCACGCUUGUAUCUAUGUCUUAUAUCAAAUAAAUAAAUAAAAAGUCGAGUGCUAUCGCAUGUCUUUCGAGCCGUAAAUUAUAUUUUACACGAGAAAAAUGAAAAACUAAAUUUCAUCUCAUGCAAAAAGCUCCACUCUGUCACAUUUUGACGGGGACAAAAAACAAUACAUCGAAAAGCAUUUUGAUCCAUCUAUAUAUUUUUUACAUUAGGGGAAACUCGGAUAAUUAUAUGAUAUGGGAAAUAAAGUGAUAUUAUUUUUAUUGCUUAUGCGAUCUAAACACUAUGAGUAAUAACAAAGAGAAUUUGAAAUAGAGAUGGAUUGUCAAAGAAAACUUUGUAGCCACAGUAAAUUUACUGCCAUCUUUCGAUACAUGAUUAAAACUUAAGCAAAUAAUAUUAAGAUAUAACAGAUUAGGAUAAAAAAUAACCCAUAAGAUGUUAGGACUAUCAUAAUUAAGACAUAUCAGCGUUAGAACAUAUGAACAUAUGAACAUAUGAACAAACUCCAUUUGACUUUCACCCUUAUUCUUUCACUGAUAUGUGUUAAAUUUGUUAAACAUCAAAAAGUGGCGCCAUCUAAUAGAGCAUAGGCCAAAGGUAUAGCAGCAUCGUUUCGAGCGAUUUAACAAAUUGAACUAUCAGUGAAAGAAUAAGGACCAAAUUCAAAUGGCGUUCUAAAAGUUUUAAUCAUGUGUCGAAAGAUGGCAGUAAAUUUACUGUGGCUACAAAGUUUACUUUGACAAUCCAAAUUCUCUUUGGUAAUAAUGACAUUACUUCCGAGUAAUACGAAGUUAUUAUUGAUAGUGUAGCGAGUGAAAUUAAAUGAAGUGGAAUUUGGUACGAUACAAUAUAAUGAAGUUAUUAUUCGCGUCCUACUAAUAGUCUGGACCGCAUUAAACAAUAGUAACAAAAUUAACCAAGCAACAGUGAUAUUAUUAUACAGUAUCUGUCAUGUUACCUAUGUUAUGCUAUACACAUAUUAAAAUGUAAUUUAAAGUAGUAGUAGAUACGCACAUUGUUAGAAUCGAAUCGUACAAAUGUAUUAAUACUUUUGGAUAUCUUUACAAUUUUCAUAGGUUUUUAAACUUUUGCGGGCAAAAUAAUUAUAGCAAAAAAAACCGUUUGUUUUUUUGUUGAUAGAAACACUUCUUUAUACAGGAUGUUUAUUUAGUUACCUGCAAUAAUUUACUGGGUGAAUAUAUAGGUCAUAUUGAGCAACUUACUAUGGGACCAACCCAGAAAUAACGAAGAAAAAGUUGCUUAAUUGAUAUAUUUUGGCUUUUUGACCUUGACAUUUUCUAUAGGAGGGAGUAUUUUUGUCCCAUAGUAAACGUUGCUUAACAUGACCUAUAUAUUCAGCCCGUAAAUUAUUGCAGGUGACUAAAUAAACACCCUGUAUAAAGAAGUGUAUCCAUCAACAAAGAAAACAAACGUUUUUUUUUUCUUUGCUAUAAUUAUUUUGCCUGACUAAAUAAACAACCUGUAUUUAAUUAAUAGGUACUUCAAAAGUUUACUCUAGAUUUUAAUCACCUCUGUCGACUAAACAUUAAAUGUAGACUAAUUGUAUUAUGAUUAAUUUUUUCACUCGAGCUUAACAUAGCAUUGUAUAAUGCCAUCCAGGACACAGUAAAUGUAUCUCAUAACCAUUGCAUUUUAGAACUCAUAUUUUUAUGUUAUAUUUUAAGGGGCUCCUGGCGCCAAUGACCUUCGUGCGUUAUUUUUACACGUUAUUGAUUCAAAUAAUUCGAUUUCAACUUAAAUAUUAAAGAUUGUGUAUUAAAAUAAUGAAAUUAUGCAUGCAAAAUAAAUAUUGCAUAGAGAUUCUUUGUUACCAUUUUGCAUAAGACCAUUCUAACGAAAGAUUUUGUAUGGUGGAUUAUUUAUAGGUGAAUGUAUUGUACUUAUAUAUAUUUUUAUAUAUAGCUUUACCUGUGACUAACAUAGUGCAGUGCAGACAUGAAUAUUUUGUUGUACCAUCGCCCACACUGUUAAUUCACCAUCGGUGGACCUUAUUACAAGAGGCAUAAGGUCCACCGAUGGACAGUUAAGUGUUGCUGUUUGUACGUUAUUAAAGUUUUUUGUUGUAACUUUGCAUUUUAAUUCGAGCUCUUAUUCAACUAAUCCCAAAUUUAUGAAAUUUAUUUACCCGUAGGUGGGUAUGUACUCAUUUCCAAGGUGUCACACUAUUCCAUGUUUCCAUGUACUUAUUAUUUAUGUAUAAAUUAUUUUUAUGUCGAUCUGUAAUACUCCCUAUUUUUGCAGUCCAGCUUCAUGAGUGGUAUGGAAGGUAGAGGCAAGGAACAGUAUCUCCUUAGACAGACCUGUUGCAAAAGUGUCCAGCUGUCAGCUAUAAAUAAUAGUUCCAAAUCUCUUCAAAAUAACGCUAGAGUAGCUAAGAACCUAGGCGUUACUGACGGAGUCAAGUGCGCUGUCUAGGCAUGAUUAGAUUUUUUUCUCAAGUAUUCUAGGUAUUGUAGCGCCACCUAUUUAUGGUUUUUUAUCGGACACAUUUUGGUAUAUGGAGAUCAAAUGGAGAUUCUGUGCAAAUAUGCAAGCAAAUACUCUGGGUGUAAGACCAUAAUUUUUUUAAAGUAAAACCUCUUUUACGUAAGACACUGACAUAGAAAUGUCAAUCUCAAAAAUGUCAUGAGAAUAAAACAUGCUAAUGCUAAGCAUGUUUAUGCAAAUUUACAAGUGAAACAUGAGUAUAACUUAAAACAUGGCUUUUAAACCUACCGAUCGAAAUACCCUUAACCAGAAGACGAAACGCAACAACCAGUAUACAAUGUCGUAGUGCUCAUUUUUCAUCAUGAAUACUAAAUUCAAUAAGAAACUCAAUCCCUAUCUGUACCCUUUCAAGAUGAAAUCCCACGCUAUUUUAAAUCCUCAGACUUUUCAGACCUCAGCGACACAAUUUCCGAACAAAACUACGGAGAACCUCUUUCAAAUAGACUCGAAAAAAGAUUGGUUCUUGCUAACGAAUAAUAAAAAGAACAAGAUUUUCACGGUUUAACGAAUUCCGACACAAUUCCUGUUGUAAUGGUAAAAACCAAGGCUAACACAUAUAACGGUCUAAAAACGAUGUUUAUUCCUUGUAAUAGGUUAAAUCCUGUAGCACUAACACCACAAUAUGAACCAUAUCCAAAGACUGUUGAAGAGCGAAAAUCCUUUGAAGCAGUUUUCACCGUACCAAAAAUUACUACCGUCACUCUAAACGGGCCACAUCUUAUAAAUCCGUCUUGUGAGAGGCCAAAUCCUCGGUAUAUGGUCUUUGAGAGCUCAAAAUCGCAUAUCUUUGGAAGACCACUACCGGAGGAUGUGUCUUGGACCAGGAUAGAUCGGGCCCAGAAAAGAUUGGAAAUGAUACCUACCAGGGCAAAAGUGGCCAUGGGAGUGGUUUCCGGCAUGAUAGCCACCACAGCCGUUCACCCGCUGGACGUGAUCAAGGUCCGUCUGCAGCUGUUCCCAAAAAAGGUGACGACAAUGAGGAUGCUCCACCGCAUCAUGGUCUGCGAGGGCACCCGGGGGCUCUACGCCGGCCUGACGGCGGGGCUGUUGCGGCAGCUGACCUACACAGGCUCACGGCUUCACGUGUACAACGCACUUUAUGAUAAAUAUAAAAAAGACCACGACAAGGGUCCAGACUUCGCAGCGCGUCUCCGCAUCGCCAUCAUCGCUGGGCUGGUGGGUGCGUUCAUGGGCACGCCCUCGGAGAUGGGGCUGGUGCGCAUGAUCGAGAUUGGGCGACUGCGGCGCUCGCGCUGCUCUCCACCCUGCUCCGUGUCGUGCAAAUAUGUACAACGUCCCGAAAACGUCGUCAAGCAGCUGCUGAGAAUAGCCCACAGAGAAGGCGUGGCGACGUGGUGGCGCGGCGCCGUACCCACGCUCAUACGGUCCAUCUUCGUCACUACAACACAAGUCGGCGUUUAUUCCGAGGUCCGAAAAGCGUUCACCCGAGGUGAACAUAUGGACACCGGCAUCAAACUGCAUCUGUACACCGCUCUCAUCUCCAGCCUCUUUUCUGCCUUUCUGUCGCUGCCCGUCGACCAGGUUAAGACCAGAUAUCAAUCAUAUCAUGAGCGUCACCGUCGCAGCGUGGACAUCCUUACAGGCAUGCUCCGCCAGAAAGGAGUCCGGUAUCUGUGGAAAGGCUUCCUCCCCUACUACAUACGGCAAGUCAUCCAUACCGUCAUCUCUUACGUCGUGCUGGAUGCACUUGUUGAUCAAUACGUCGACUUCCAAGAGGCGACACAGCCUAAGAGAUAGACUUCUAAGUCCGAAGACGUGUGUUAUUUUUGGCUAUAUUCCUAAUACGUGCGGCAGGAUCACAUGAUUAUCAAUAGAUACGUGGUGCUGGUUGAAAUGAGAAAGAAGUAACCGCUCAAAACCGACUUAAAUUUCCAAGGCUGCACGCCAAGAGCUGCGUUUAGUAAGUACCUAUCUAUAUGGUACUCCUAUAGGUGUUUGUCACUCCUAAGACCCAAGGGGUAAGGUAUCUUUGUCAAGAUUCCUACUUAUGUGGUGCUGGAUGAAAUUAUAAAGAAGUAACAGUGCUACGUUAAGUAUGGUACUCCCAAUACGUUAAGUAUGGUACUCCCAAUGUCCUGUCCCAAGAAGUGAGGUAUCUUUAUGGCAAAAUUCCUACUAAUAUGUACGCCAGUAGGGCUAAGAUGGUCGGCUCUUUAUCAUUUGUCACCAUGCCCGUCACGUUCUAACAAGUACGUAAGCGCGAAAGUGAUAGGCAUAGUGACAAGUGAUAAAAAUGGAACCAUGCUGCCACCGCUGAAUCACAUAGCUAUUACCUGUGUGGGGCUGUAUGAAACUAUAAAGAUACACACAGCACACAGCCUAAGACCGACAUAGAGACUUAAA
This is a messenger RNA of Cydia pomonella (codling moth), 6035 nucleotides long. RefSeq names its product mitochondrial 2-oxoglutarate/malate carrier protein-like. NCBI's taxonomy places the organism in Eukaryota, Metazoa, Arthropoda, Insecta, Lepidoptera, Tortricidae. The record is from RefSeq and is a predicted model, not a curated record. Bases 4203 to 5429 code for a protein of 408 amino acids. Gene Ontology annotation, molecular function: thiosulfate transmembrane transporter activity; malate transmembrane transporter activity; sulfate transmembrane transporter activity. Gene Ontology annotation, biological process: phosphate ion transmembrane transport; oxaloacetate transport; thiosulfate transport. The transcript has 6 exons.